Messenger RNA from Porites evermanni, 8185 nucleotides. The record is from the annotation of a GenBank genome assembly. Lineage: Eukaryota; Metazoa; Cnidaria; Anthozoa; Scleractinia; Poritidae.
CUGUUCCUUUUACGAAUCAUUCAUUCACUGAGUUGUUCCACAUGGCUGCUUCAUGAUGCUAAAUUCACACAGACCUCAAGGCUUGUCUAGUUGAGGUAAGAAUAAAUUGUUUCGUUUUCGAUCUCUCCGUGAAUGGACAAGACUUGUAGCGUUGUUGUUUUUGGUCUAUUUCCGCGAGGAAGUGAAGUUUAUUGUUAUACGUCGAGUUAAUCGCACUUAAGUUUGUUUUCCAAAGAACUGAAACAUCACAAAGCAUUGACAGGAGGACCCAGUUAACACGGAGACAAGUGUUGCUAGCCGGAAUAGAGAUGCUAUCAUGCAAUGUGCUACUAGUCCAUUCAAUGAGGAGGGUAGAAAGGAAAACGAAAAUUCUGAGGAAGCAAAGAAAACUAAACCCAACAGGGCGCGUUUGCUUCGAAGAUACACGUCGCAUUGUCUUCUGUUGAAUGAGAAUCGUAACGAUGUUGAUCCUAAACCGAGUAAACAGGAUUCGACAAUGUCGUCGAGCACGAGUGGUUUGCUGUUUACAAGACCCCUGUCAAGUUCCACUAAAAAGCAACCGAAGCCAGAAGCUUUGACUCGCCCCAAAACUAGCCGUCCGAACUUGGUUCGCGUGAGUAGCAAGACUGAAAUUAUCGCGGACGGGAAAAACUCAAAACAGGGCAUAGCAAAGGCAUCUUCGCCAACCAGAACUUCUGUUCCGACACUACGCAGACAGUCAAGUUAUUUUAGUCUAAAAAGUAUCCGGCGUUCUCUGUCUGUGGAAGAAGCGAGCAAGCGCUUGAGAAGGAAGGGUUCUCGAGAUGAGAAGGAGCGCAAACUUAGGCGAAAAAGUUUUGUCGGAAUAGCGACCUCGAUUGACGAGGAAGAACAAGAAGAAAAAAGACAGCUGGUAAUGUAUCAUUUUUUCUUCCCCUAGGCUAAGACAAGGUGCAAGAAGGGAGGAGUUAAUUUUGCAUAUUUAUCGCGGCUUCCCUUGCAUUCAGUCCCUUCUGCGAUUGCCAAGUUGGUUCAGUUCUUAGAGCUCGUAUACUUUACCUUCUCAUGACUGGAGAUGAAAUGAUAAAUAGAUAUGAAGAGCAGUUUAAUUUUCCUGAAGAUUUAAGUCAAGCUUCACAAGGCAUCAUAUUCGCCUCAAAUAGUAAGGGUGUCAUCAGUUCCGUUUAGAGUAGAGCAUAAAAAAGAGCUUUUUGAGGGCAAAGAAAGAAGGCAUCGUUUAAUCGCAUAAAGCUACACGUGUAAACAGAUGCAACAACCCCCAACAAUUUUGGGACCUGCAAUGCAUCUUGGGGAGGAUACAUCCGAUAAGGAUUUGUAACUUGAAGGAGAUCUCGUGGAAUGCACGUGCAUGGCUCCGACAAUGUUGAAAGAGCUACGUGCAAACUGAUCCAACAUUGUUGCGCUACGCUUCGGCAAUCACGGAACAAAAGAAAUGUUGGGAGUUGCCGAAUCAAAAGUUUGACCAUCAGUUUCAAACUUUGCGCAACAACUCGCAACAACAUGCAACAAGAUGUGUAAACGGACGCAACAUGUAACAUGUCCAACAAUGUUGGGAGUUUUUGGCCAACAAUGUUGAGUACGUCCGUUUGCACGGGGCCUUAAGAGGGAUUUGGUUGAUUGGUUGCUUGAUUGAUUUUAUUGUUUAUGUAGGCUGCCACCAGGUUUCGCCGUGCCGUGUUUCUAAUCCGUAUAUUCAGCUCCCUCUGCCUAAGCAUUAGAAAAUACGCAGAUCAGGAUAAAUCGAGACAGUACGAUCUGUAUUACAUGAGGGAUAUGUUACCAGAAAACGAAAAUAACACAACACUAAUACAAGCUAUGCCGAUUACGUUCAACAAGCACCUGUUCUCCAGAGAUAAUACGGUAAGGUUUUGCUACUUUGUACCAAAUUCGUAUCGCAAUAUCGUUUCAUGAGUCACCCUUGUCUGCAAUCGUUGACACAAUCAGUCGAAACACUCUGCCCUUAAGGGCUUCUCUGAAGUUUUGUCGACUUAAGACGAGAAAAAACAUUAGCUUCCCCUUCCCCACCCCUCCAUGCAAAGCUAUGCCUCUAUUGAAGCUACCCUAACCUUGUUUGGAAGGUAGGGGGAGGGUUGCGUAUUGUUUUGUUUUCCAAAGCACUCCAUUUGACGACAGUGUUUCAACAAUUUUGUCGCCGAUUGUCUUUUGCAAUAUUUGGAAUGAGAAGAAACCUGGCAGAGAACAUGGCUUAACAAUACUUGGGGAGACUCAUUCAAUCCUCGUUGAGGAAUCAAACUAAUACUCGUAACAUUCUGUAUGUUACAAGGUUCACGUUUUCUCUUCCACUGCACGAGGUGCUCUGACAUUGCGUCAUAGCGUAGGACAUGUGUCACAUGAUCAGUCCAAAAUUUUGUACAGUUAUAAUCACUUUUGGCGGAGGCUUCUGAUAGGCCAGUUUUAAAUUACUGAGUAUCAAAAUUCAUACUUGGCUUAGACGCUUAGUGGGGUGAGGUAAGCAUCACUUUUGUUGCAAUCUAUGACUUCUCUAGGCCAUGGCUAUUAAAUUUCCUUGUUAGUGUCUAGAUAGAUCCACCUGAUUUCUAUCAAUACUUCUCUUUUUAUAUCUUCCUGCGGAAGCCAAAAAGUUAUUUCCCUCAAAUAACUCGACCAGGAUAACAUCGUGCCUAGGUCUAUAAAUCAGCUAAAAUUACUCUCGAGAAAGGGUAUCACUCGAAAAAACUGUUUAAAUCCCCUGAGUCUCAGCAGCGGCAGCACCCAAUUAUAAGUAACCUGUUUAUUUUAUUUAAAGCUUCAUUUUCCCCUGUGGGCUCGUUUGACUUGUGCCAAGAAGCCCGAAGAAAGAACUGAAGCUGAAAUGAAGAAGCUUGCGACUUUGCUGCGAGGAAUGAAGAGCUUUGGAAAAUUUUCCCGCGAGGCACAGCGAAACUUGUGUCAGACCAUGACUUAUGCAUGGUGAGAAUAGCUUUACUAAUGUUGCCAAACUUAGAAUUUAAGAUAACCAAGAAAAAUGACUAAAAGCGAAAGAUGAACCAACAAAAAUUUGAGAAAAUGGUUACACUUUAUUGGCAAUUCAGGGUUUCAUUAGAACCUUGUUUUUACUACAGAUAGAAUAAUAUAUAACAGCGCAAUAACAUAAACUUCCUCUGGAUUUCUGCUUUGUUUUCCUCUCUAGUCCUCUCUUUUUAUAAAGUCAUUCUUCUCUUUCAAUUAUUUCCUCAGUUAUGAACGCAGAAGGUUGAUCGUGCGGCAGGGACAUCCGGGAUUUUGUUUCUACUUCAUAGUCUCGGGCUCAGUCUCCGUGACUAUAACGCGAAAGGAUUACAAGACCGGUGUUUACGUCACAAACACUGUUGAUGUCCUAGAGAAGAACGAGGCCUUUGGGGUAAUAUGAUAUUCUGUAACGUCACUGAUUACGAAAGUUAUAAAUUGGUCACUGGCUCUUAUUCUUACGGACUUAUUCUUGAAGUCCCUAAGAGAAUCCUUUUUUUUUUUCUUCCUUUUAUUACGUCAAUAUUGAAAACUUGGCAAUGACUGAUAACCGUUAUGUUUGUAGCAACAAUCUUUCUUGUAACUAAAGACUCCCGAAUUAAAUAAGAAGAGUUAAUUUAAAAGUAAUAAUUUUCAAAGAAAUAUUUAUUUCAAACGUUGAAUAUUGCUUGUUAGCAAGGACAGUUGAAGAGCUAUUUUACAAACUUUUCGUUUCACUAAAACACUUGUUUUCGCAGGAAAUAGCACUCAUUUCAGAAGAAGCAAUAAGAACAGCUACAAUUAUCUGUCGAGAACGUGUAGAGGUUCUGGUGGUUAACAGAGAGACCAUCUUGCAAUAUUGUCCCGAUGUGUUUCAGCGAGAAUACGAUGAAAAAGUACAGGUCAUGAAGUAAGUAAACCCUAUCCUGGGUAGUGACUGAUAAAUUUGCUGUUGUACACGUGAGGCGCUCGUGUUCUGAAUGUAGGAAAAGUGUGACUGUUUGUUGCUAACGCGUAGGAUCACGUUACUGACAUGUGGAUUUUGGAAUGCUAGCUCCAAGUUUCUUUGCUUUAUUUUGAGAUUUCGUUAGGGAUUAGGUUUGUCUCGUAUAUCCGAACGAUAUAAGCUGUCGUUGUGGAGAGAAAAGAGUCGACAUCGUUAGUGUGUUUAAAAGAUCUCGAAUACGUCACCGAAAUGCAUUGACCAAGACGGCUUGGGAAAACGCCGUACAGGGACUAGGCAAAGGCGCUUCGAUUUUUCUGAUUUUUGCACAGAGGCGAGCGCGAAACGCGAUUGACUGGUGAGGAGAAGCGAUCGUUUUUUUUCCACCGAUUUCUAAAUCAAUGGAAAUAACUCAACUCGGUCCAUAAUUUACAGAGGUGUUUAUUCUCGAAAUUUUCACUAAAAACCUUACUGCUGUACAUAUCCUGUAAGAAUAAACUGCUGUGGCUGAAUAGUCCUGAUUAACAGAGGAAGUCUCCUUACGAAGCCGGGGGGGGUGGGGGGAGGCGGACUUGGGCAAAUUUUGUGAGGCAACCUGCUGAUUGAUUUAGUGAAAGGAAUAACAAAGCGUCUAGUUUGUGAUCAACAAUCUAGCAUUUUGGAUAGUCAUAACUAGUUACCAAAAAACAGAAACUUAUGCAUGCUUGUGCAUUCAUAGAGUUCUGUUUACAUCCUCAUCAAAUUCAUGUAUUGAUGAAAUGAAUAAUGUUCGAGAUUGUGAAACAUAAAGCACUGUUUUGUUUUCUCUAAAAAUCGAUUGCAGGAGCCAUUCCUUGUUUUGCGGCUGGGGAGAGGAUUUAUUACGAUCUUUAACUCAUCGUUCACAUAUCAGAGAGGUGAGGACGUUAUAGCUCAGGUUCUUUAUUCCACGUGGCGGCCAGGUUAUUCCCUCAGAAAACUAAAAGCUUUGUUUUAACUCGUCUGAACUUAAAAGUUUUCUUCUGUGAGGCUAGCCGCGCAAAAUGUUUUUUUGUUGGUUUGUUUGUUGGCUUGUUGUAUUUGGUAUUUUUUGAUGUAAAAAUGGCGGCUGUGUUGUACGUAAAGGUCUAUCCAGGCCACAAUGUUAAAAAAUUUGCCUAAGAUGCAUGGUCGACAGACAAGGAAAGGAAGCAUGAAAGUGUGCCCUGAUCCGGCUAAAGUUGCCGGCAGUUCAGCUGAUUUUGAUUUUGAAAGCAAAGAAAGAUUGGGAAUAAUUCGAAAGGGUUGGGCAGCGAUUUCAGUGCAAACGCUGUCCAAGAAAACAACUGUACUGAAGGCUCAGAUUCCAGAAGACCUUAAUUUCUCAGAAACUGAGGGGAAAAAUAGGGAAGGGUUAGCCUGCGAGCAAGCUCUCCUAUUUGGGCGAGUGAAGCGAGUCUCGCGAGAACGCGUGAGCGAGCGGCGAAGCCGCGAGGGGCCGGCGAAAGGCCCCCUCGCUCGCGCGUUCUCGCGAGGCUCACUUCGCAUACCCAAAUAGGAGAGCUUGCUCGCAGGCUAGGGACGGGUGAGCCUUUCUUCCGAUAAGGCUUAAGCUAAACCAAUUGUGGUGAGAGGUAUAUGGCGCUAGAAGUGAAUCCCAUUAGUAGAGCUGUACGUAAUGCGAUGCGUAAACUAAAAAGAUCUGAUUAAAAAUUCUCCUUUGUGGCCCCUUUACGUCUCCUUUGACAUAAGUUAAGAGAACUUUACUUAUGAAAUUUAGGGUUAUACGAAGAUAAAGUCAUCUGGCUCAUAUAUUUGCCUAUUUUCAUGAUAUAACCUGUUAGCUGGCCAAUAUAUUGUUGGAAGAAGUUACGUGCUAAUCACUUUCUGAAGUUAAAGGUUAAAGGGUUAACCGCUCCAGUUUUUUUGUUAAUAUGUUUUCUAGUAUUCUUAUGGAAAGCUUGUCGAUAUCGAUUCAACAGCCUCGGAGUCCAUUUACUUUGUAAUAAAGGUAAGUUUUUCAAUAGAUGACUGUGAUAUUGAAAUCGUGCUACUCAGAUCAAAGGAAAUUAGAUUUUACAGUUUUUACUCUUUUUUUCUUCGCGCAAAGCAAUUUACAAAGUGGGUGUCCUGUAUGCAGGUGGCCUUGGUAGGAGAAGGAUACUUGAACAAGCCCGGAUACAUACUGUAUAUGUAUGGGCGGUUAGAGCAUCUCAGAGUCUUUGUGCUAUGUCCUUGGAUUCUCCGAGGAGAGAGCGCCAAUGGCGCUCGAUGGCCAGUCUGCCGGUAUUCCAGAACUGGCAACGCAGCUAUGGAGACCUGCUGGCUACGCCACUGUUUGAUUCCAUUCGAUUUACCCCUUGCAACCCCUUAGCAUGGCAUGUGUAAUUUAUGGAGAAGUAUAAGUUAGACUAUGAGCAGUCUCUCUAUUUUCUUAGUCUGUCGAACGAGACGCGCGAGACGCGCGUAACUGAAGACGUGCUGUCGCCCUCGUUUCUCGCUUCUCGCGGCUUCACCGUUUGGCACUCGCGCGCGCGCGCACACUCGUCUCUAAAUCUAAAGAAAACGACACACUUCUCCCAUUUUCAGUAUAAUUUACCCUUUAUGAUCUGUUUUCAGGGUAAAAUUGACAUGUUGCGUCGCGUUGACUUAAAAGAUGUCCUCAAAUCUGGUGUUACGACUAGCUCAUUCCAUAAUCGAGCGCUUCCUCGACCAGCAACAGCAGUUCCUGGUAAAAACGGAAAAAAUACAUGCUAUGUUAACGUGGGGUCUUUGCAACCUAAUGAUUCCUGGGUAAGUAGUCAAAAAACCUGCUUUACUCAAAUUUCCAUCUAUUUAGAAAGAGGUGCCGAUUGUGGACACAGUUUUUGCGUACAAUACAUUGUACCAAUAUCAGCACCGAAGCACACACUGCCAAUUGCAACUCCGAAGUUAACUCCGAGGUAAGGCCAGUACAAGGUAAGGCCAGUACAUUACGCAUGCGCAAAGCCAUAUCACCCGGGCAGUGGCAACCAAGGACAGCUGUUUCGUCCUCAUUAGGACUCAUCAGCAUGGCAUAGCCCCAGGCGAGAGGUCUCACUUGCGGGUCAUCGACCCCGCUGUUCACUGCCGAGACGAGUGUAAAAGCACUUGUCAAGCGCCAGAUCUACCGUACACAUGAUAGUUGGUGGUGUGUGCUACGGUGCUGACAUUAAUAUAAUUUUUGCGUAGCCUACCAGAGACGGAACUGCUAUUCUUUAUCAUUAUUGCUUUUUUUUUUCAUUAAAAAAAAUAUUUUUCAUUUUCUAGGAUCUAAAAACCCUUGGAAUGGACGCCCCAUCAGGACAGGGGAACAUUUUAGUCAGCGCGGGAGUGAGAGUGUUGAAGGUGCCUAAAAGGAGAGUAAUUGAGUUAAUUCCCAAGGGACAUAUGGAGGUGUUUCAAGAGAACUUCUCCCCUCGACACAGGUCAGAGCCUAGUAACCAGGCCUAUGUUUCUCAAAGCCCCUCAGAUGUCUUGCACUUCUUCUAACAAUUACGAUAAUGAAGUAGCCUUCAAAUACAGCCGCGGUGUCGGGGAUCGAUAAGAAGCGGCUGUUUUCGCAGGCUAAUAAAGGAGUUGCUAGCCUCCCACGUACGGGAGUCGUAUUUCCUCCCUUCCCAGAAAAAGCGUUUCUCGUGAGGGAGGAAAUACGACUCCCUCCCCUAAAAACGCCUGCGUGGGAGCUAUAGAGCUGCCUGUUUAUAACAAAAUUUGGUAAGUGGUCGUGCCCUUUUUCAUCCUUGCUUAGACUGUUCAGAGUCCUCUAUUUUUCCUUACGAUCGUCGAGAUCGAGCGGUUUGCAUUACGGGCUGCCAUCUUGCAUGAGUGUCAAAACUACUUAGGAGAGGGGGCAAGGGGACGGUUCCCGACGCCAGCCCCCUCGAUACAUUUAAAUAUCAAGAUGUCCGUCAUUAACAGUAAGGCGCGCUACGAUCUCACGAAAAAAUAGGGGACUGUGAACAGUUUAAUCCUGGGUAGAAACCAGCACAAUUUUGUUUUUUUUUGUCUUUUAAAUGAACAUCUGCAGGAGCAUAUCACUGUCUAUAAUUUCAGCCAGCCUCAAAACAUAAAAUGUAUAGAUUUUUUUUUAGAUUUCUAAAGUUCGAACGUAUCCUUCGUUCCUGUUUUUGUAGGUGCCUUACAGAGGAAGAAGUGUACCGUGAUUAUUUGGCCGCAGAAACAUGGCUAGAUUACAGAAAAAAGGUUCUUCGAAAUGUAAUGGACAUCAAAGCUGGACGCUUUAUAGCCCAUGUGUCCGCUACAGCAAAGGGUUCUACAGGCUGGACGGCAUGGCCUGGAACCCAACAAAAAACGUGA